CGUCGACCAGCUAGCUCUCCUUCUCCGGAGCUAAUAUCAAUGGAUGUUAGGGUUCUCUCGCUGCGGAGCACUUCUACCCGCAGUCGAAUGAGUGAAUCGGCUCCGGGGACCGACGAAGAAUCAGAUAAUUGUUUCCCUUUCCGAUUCCGUUUCCAAUUUAACGGAGAUGGCACCAAAACGGUGCGGUAUUGCCUAUAACGAAUACUGCUUUUAAGUUUACUGGUUGGAAUUGUAAACGAGUUAAAGUUCAGGUACUACUAAGCAAUUAUUUAACGCGAAACUAGAGUUGACAGAGAAACUGCGUGUGCCCCUCCACUCAGCAAGAUUUGCCUUCUGGUUUUUCUGAUCGGGUGAGAGGAAAAGGAACUCGCAGAGCAAGCUGAACGGAAGAAAGAUGAGGAAACUGAAGCAGUUCAUAGCAGGGGAUGAGGAUGGCGACAGGGGAGAGAGCUUCUUGGAGGAAGAUUCAGAUGGGUCUUGUUCCCUCACUGCAACACAGAGAAUGUACGCAUUCGCGGCUUGCCUGGCUGCUGGUCUGGCUUUCAUGUUUCUGUCAUUGAUUGUCUUUGUGAAACCCAUCAAGUUCGCCUUGUUGUUCACUUUCGGCAACAUAUUUGCUGUUGGAAGCACAGCCUUUCUCAUUGGAACUGGGCAGCAACUGACCAUGAUGUUUGACUCCACCCGUGUAUAUGCAACUUCCAUAUACCUUGGAUUCGUCGUUAUAUCACUUAUCUGCGCUCUUUUGAUCCACAACAAGAUUUUGACACUGAUUGCUAUACUGUGUGAAAUAUGUGCCCUAAUUUGGUACAGUUUGAGCUACAUUCCUUUCGCUCGAACAAUGGUGUCCAACUUGAUGGUUCGUGUCUUCGACACAGAACUAUGACCAACCAACCCGCCAUUUCUCUCUCACCAGGAGUUCCAUUCGGCACACCUUCCCUAGCAGCUCUCUUGGAAGCAAAGCCAUGGCUCUCACCGGACUUUCUACUUGUAUGCCGUCAGUGCCAUCAUCAAACUAGCUUUUCGAGCUUGGUGCUCCCAGUUUUGUGAACCCGAUAAAAGAUAGUGUCCUCCCUUCCUCAUUUGUAUUAACACAAUCCCAUUUGAGUUCCUGGGGAGAAGAAAUGCAUCACUCUCGGCUCCUUGGUUCUUGCUGUGUGCAAAUGCAGUUCGUUUUUUCCUUUAUUCCA
Molecule: messenger RNA, 1187 nt
Organism: Linum tenue
Lineage: Eukaryota; Viridiplantae; Streptophyta; Magnoliopsida; Malpighiales; Linaceae
Source: the annotation of a GenBank genome assembly